AAAACCCAUUUCCCAGUUUUUUGUUUUGUGUUUCUUUUUUUAAUAAACCGCCCAUUUGUUUUUUUAAAAGAAUUUGCAUGCACAAUUUGAUUUUUUUAAUAUAUAUAUAAGGUGUUUGACCUACCUACUUGUUCUACAUGUCGGCUUGUCUUUUUGUUUCGUGAAUUAUAAGCAAGACAAAAUUAUUUGAUCCCUUAUGUUAUCUUAUUCUUUUAAUCAUACCCAAUAAUCAAUCCUUUGAGAAAAAAAAAACACACUAUGAAAUGAAGUGAUUUUGAUGGUAUUUUUGUUCAGCAUCUAAAACCCUAAUCUCAUUUCCAACAUUCCAAAUAAGAUUGUAUAUGCAUUUUGCCAAUUUGAGGAUGCGAUUGAAUUAAGGGAGUGAUUGUUUCGAGUAGACGAAAUGUCGAAAAACACGGCCACACCAAGUGUGAUUGCAAGAUUAAUGGGUCUUGAUGAACUGCAAUCUCAGCAAGCUGUCAAUAAGGAGAGGAAGCAACAAAGAGUGCUCUCGGAGAAUUAUCUGCGUAAAGUUGCUUCGAUAGGUGCUUGGGAGAAACGGUUGUUUAAUGAACGGCGUUCGUUUCGGUUUAGCAUUGAAGAGCAAAAGGAGUUCAAGGUUGCAUUUGAAGUAAUAGAGUCAUUGGACUUAAGAUCGUCUCGGGAACAAAGGCAUAUCAAAGGACCAAAUUGUUUCGAGAAAUCGGAUUAUAUGAUUACCGGUCAAGAAGGUGUCCCUUCUCAAGAAAAUCCUAAGCUGUUUCAAGAACUCGAGAAUGGCUUCGUGAAUGAUUCCCGAAGGGAAUAUGGUACUUCUAUGUUUCCUAGAUUUCAUCUGGAAUCGAGCAACGAAAGAUGGCCUUCCUCUAGAAAAAUUGUCAUUUUGAAACCAAAGUCCGGAGAGGCCGAGACUGAUAAGAGCAACAAAGGGUUCCUUGGUCGCAGAAAAGGAAAUUUGUAUACUCAAGUUAAGGAGAGGAAGAACUUUCCCGAUGAUGUGAAAUCCACAGGGUGUAGGUCUAUCCAUUCCUCUGAAACUGAAGUUUCUUUCGAGCCACCGAGGUUAGGAUUCAGUGAUGCUCAAGGUCUUACAAAUGAGCCAGAGCUCAUGAUGGUUUCUUCCCGAAGUAACUCUGAUAUGAACAACUGGUACAAGCCCUUAUGUCACGACUUAGAUGGAUCAUAUGUGGCUCAGGAAGCAAAGAAGCAAAUCUCGGAAAGAUGGAGGAUGAAUAAAGAGUUUCGGGAAAAUGGACCCUCUUUUGGGGGUAGAGGCAGAAGCAGAACUCUUGGUGAAAUGCUCUUAUUGUCUGACCAUGCUAAACGUGCAAACUUUCGUGGUCCUUUAGGUAUUAGCAGUAGAGAUGGCUGGAAAAACAGGGGCAACGGAGACUUAAUAAAGUCGAGAUCUCAAGUGUAUUCUACAUCUGUUAGAAGUCCUACAAUCAGGACUACUCCAAAAGCUUUCCAUGUUGAUUCGUAUAUGACAAUGAGGCCGGUGUUUCCUUGGUCAAGAAGAAAGUGGGUUAAGCAAGGUUCCAACGGGAAAGAUUGUCCGAAACAAAGAAACUCAGGACCCAAAUGCAAGCAGUAUCCAUCUAGUCCAGACAGAGAAUCACAAAAGAAUCACUUGCCCGAAGACAAACCUCUUAUCAAUAAUAAAUACGAGGAGAACGACCUCGAGAAGCUGGAUCCUGAGUCAUUAAAGCGUGGUAUCGUUCACUCUGGUUCUGAAAAUGAAAUCAUCCCAAUCGAUCAAUGGAACAACAUCAAAGGUAGGAAAAUGUCUACUGAGGAUUAUCCCGAGUCAUCAACGUACUCGCCUGCAUCUCGAACCAUUGUCCCUGAUGUGGUGGUUGUAGUAGAAACUACAGAUGCUGGCAAGUCUACCCAAGAUAAUAAUGAGCACCGGUUUGAACCAAUGGACUGUACUAUCUCCGAUAGAGAUCACGAUUCUUCUUUUGGAAUCCCCGACACUUGGAAUCAACAGGAAGAUAUAUCGAUGAAGAUAUCCGAACAGUACGGCACCGACCCUGACUUUCUCGUGAACUUGGAAGCAGCUAAUCAGCCCAGUCCAGUUUCGGUUUUGGAAGCACCAUUCAUGGAAGGGAAUUUAUUGAGCUCUAAAUGCUUUCUGAGUGUCACUGCUAGCUUAAAUGAUGUGAAGCGGCAACUCGAAUUUCUAAAAUCGGAGUCAAUUGAAGACUACUCAGAAGGACCGGGAAUGGUUGUUUCAAGUGACGACGAAACUGAUCCAACAGAAGACUCUUUAAAGGAAUGUGAUGUAAAUGAAUACUCGACAAAGUCAUUCAGAAUAGCAGAGAGCAGGGAUUUCUCCUAUUUAGUCGAUGUCUUGACUGAGGCAGGCUUUCAUACUAGAAACCCCGAUAUACUCAACGGAUGGCACUCUGCUGAAACCCCAAUAAGCCUCUCGGUUUUCGAGACAUUAGAGAAGAAGUACGGUGAACAAAUAUCUUGGAAAAGGUCAGCAAGGAGGCUACUGUUCGACCGCAUAAAUUUGGGUUUAAUCGAAAUCCUCCAGCCAUGCUUAGGAGACCCUAUGUGGACAAAACCUGUUGCAAGAAGACUUAUUAGCUACGCACAGAACUUGAAAGAAAUUGAGGAAGAGCUGUACAUGUUAUUGGUUAGCCAAGAAAAUGAAGCGAAAACGAACUCAUCUGAGAAAGUAUUCGGAAAAGACGAUGGAUGGUUAUCCUUAGGAUAUUAUAUUGAAGCAAUUGGUAGAGAAAUAGAGAAUUCAUUGAUUGAUGAGCUAGCAGCAGAGAUUGUUAGCCUAUAGAGUUUUUUUUUUUUCUCAUGGUUUUGGCAGAUAUAUUUACAUGCAUCAUCAAAACCAAAAGUGAAUCCUUUUUUUUUUCUUUCAUUUUUUUUUUCGGAUUUUUUUGCAUUCUAAUGUUGCAUUAGCGUGAGAAAGUGAGUGAGUGAGAGAUAUAUGUAGGGAAAAUUUUUUAUCAAUGUCAGCCAUGUUAAUGUAUUGAAAAAGAUACAUACAUACAUAACAUGGUUCAUUCUUUGCAUUGGUGUGAAAACUCUUAUAUAUGUAUGGAUGCAUUUGUUGGGAUGAUGGCAUAUACCAUGAUGCCUUAUUAUUGUAGGUUUUGUUUCAAAAAGAAAUGAAAUGAAAAAAGAAAGCCGAUUCUAUGUA
This is a messenger RNA of Gossypium raimondii (Peruvian cotton), 3166 nucleotides long. RefSeq lists its product as uncharacterized. Bases 404 to 2800 code for a protein of 798 amino acids. Lineage: Eukaryota; Viridiplantae; Streptophyta; Magnoliopsida; Malvales; Malvaceae. The record is from RefSeq and is a predicted model, not a curated record. The transcript has 4 exons.